Messenger RNA from Melopsittacus undulatus (budgerigar), 1341 nucleotides. Its product is annotated as protein adenylyltransferase SelO-like. NCBI's taxonomy places the organism in Eukaryota, Metazoa, Chordata, Aves, Psittaciformes, Psittaculidae. The transcript has 10 exons. The record is from RefSeq and is a predicted model, not a curated record.
AUGACGAGGUGUGGAGAGACCAGUUUCAUCAUGGAAAUAUCAAGAAAGAGUUGUCUAUCGGAGACUGCAGAUUUGAUUGCAUUGUGGAUGUCUGUGGGGUUUGCACAUGAUGUGUACAAUAGAGAUAACUUCAGUUUAUUAUCCAUAACAAUAGAUUACAGUCCAUUUGGAUUUAUGGAUUCACAUGACUCAAAUCUUGUUCCAAACACAUCUGAUGAUGAAAGGAGGUAUAAAACAGGAAACCAGGCAAAUGUUUUGCUGUGUAAUCUGAGCAAGCUGUUACAAGCUCUAAAACCUUUAUUGGAUCCCAGGCAAAAGCAGCUAGCUUCCCAGGUUUUGGAGUAGAAUGGUGAGUGCUAUUACAUCUAUAUGCACUUUACAGAACUAUUAAAAACAAAUAUGAGUGUUGGGGAGAAUGAGGAUGAUAAUUAUUUGAUUGCUUUCCUCCUAAAAUUGAGGAAACUUAUGGAAGAUACAAAGUCUGAUCUCACAUGGAAAUGACUUUUCAAUGUAAAUGUCGUUGAAAUGGUGUUUCAACAGCUCAGUGAAAUUACUGAAGACCAGUUAAAGGAGCUCCACAUUCCUGAGGAGUCCUGGACUCCCCAGGAUCUGAGUAAACACAAGUUAUUUUCAGACUGGGUUACUAUGUACCUCUUGAGAUUGAAUUGCUGUUAAUCCUGGAUACAUGAGAGGAAUUGGAUGGCAGAAUCAGCAAUGCAAAAAGCUAAUUUGAAUGAUUUCUCAGAGGUUUGUCUGCUACAGCAGAUCUUACAACACCCCUUUCAGAGACAGCAGGCUGCAGAGAGAGCAGGUUACUCCCAGCUUGGGCCAAGGAUCUUAAAGUGAACUGUUCAUCCUGAGAGAAAUCUGACCAAGGAAGAAAGAUGAUCGAGAUAGACUGAAGCUCAGGCCUUCAGACAGGAUCAAUGGAUCAAGCCACAGGAACUUCUCUGCCUUACACUGUGUGGACUGAAAUAUGGUACUCUGCUAGGCAAGACAAAGUUGUCUUAGCAACUUUAUAGAAGAUUAAAGAAACAGACCACUAUGUAUGGUUGCAUCAACAAAUUAUAUUGGCAUUUAUAACUCUGCUUUUCUAUUCAGCUGUGCAUUUAUUUGAGUCCCAGUAUUUAAGUUCUGCCAAGCUGUCACACUUAACCUCUCAGAAUUCAUGGUUGAUCAGGUGGGUCUCAAUAACUUCUAAUGGUUGGUCCACUUAAAAUCCAUGUAAGCUAGUUUUAAUAAUACGGUAUUUUGAUGAAUGUUUUCCUUGCUGUUACAUGCUGUUCAAAUAUAAUUGUAUUCUGAAGACAUAAAUGUUAUUAAAUCUUUUGCAGAGAUGGA